CAUCAUCCGAAGCGGGAGCGCCGCUUCCUCUGCGGGGAUUAUUCUAAUCUGGGGGAUUCUGCGGAAGGCCAGAAGCCCAGGGCUCUCUGGAAACCUGCCAUGUGACAUUUGGCUGCCAGCGCUCCGUCACAAGGUCAAAGGGGGCCCCCGGUGCACAUUUAAUGGAAAUGCAGAAAACAAGCGCUGCACACAGCAUCCAGCACCACCACCACGAUUUCUACAGCGAGUCCCUGCACGAUGCCAGCGUGUUUGGCUGCGCUCAUUCAGCAGCCGCACACCAGCAACUGGCGCAAAUGGAGACGUUUCCCCGGAGGUCGAAGCAGCUGAACCCCAAGUUUACCACGAGCAAAAAGAUUUUCCCCUGGAUGAAAGAGUCCAGACACUCAAACCAGAAACACGGCAGGAGAAUCUCAGACUGCGCCGCCAAUGAGAAGUGCCCAAGCGCGACCCCGGCCUCCAAGCGGACGCGCACCGCGUACACGAGCGCGCAACUGGUGGAGCUGGAGAAGGAGUUCCACUUCAGCCGCUACCUGUGCAGGCCGCGGCGGGUGGAGAUGGCCAGCCUGCUCAACCUCCACGAGAGGCAGAUCAAGAUCUGGUUUCAGAACCGGAGGAUGAAGCAGAAGAAGGACGAGAGAGUGCAGGGCCUCUCCACCAUCAACAACACAACCUCCUCCUCCUCACCCCCGUCCUCCCCCUCCGCCCCGGGCAGCCCCACUCUGUCGAGCCUGGGUUAUGUCCAUCUGGGCGGGGAUUACCAGCCGGCCUCUCCUCCGCUCAAAUCCCAACAACAUCAGUCACAGCCGUCGUACCCGGCAGAAUACACCAAAUAUCCAGCUCCAAGCUUCACGCACGGCCCGCAGUUUGACGCGCAGUACAACACGCACAACACCGCACACACAACAAACCCGAACCUCGAUGUGCACGGCUCAUACUUCUCACAGAACUGCACCCCUCAGGACAGAAUCAUGCAAGCUCCAAAGCUGACUCAUCUGUAG
Toxotes jaculatrix (banded archerfish) is the source of this 998-nucleotide messenger RNA. RefSeq names its product homeobox protein Hox-A3-like. Lineage: Eukaryota; Metazoa; Chordata; Actinopteri; Toxotidae. The transcript is spliced from 3 exons. The coding region runs from base 162 to 998 and encodes 278 amino acids. The record is from RefSeq and is a predicted model, not a curated record. Gene Ontology annotation, biological process: regulation of transcription by RNA polymerase II. Gene Ontology annotation, molecular function: DNA-binding transcription factor activity, RNA polymerase II-specific; RNA polymerase II cis-regulatory region sequence-specific DNA binding. Gene Ontology annotation, cellular component: nucleus.